Oppiella nova is the source of this 821-nucleotide messenger RNA. The record is from the annotation of a GenBank genome assembly. Lineage: Eukaryota; Metazoa; Arthropoda; Arachnida; Sarcoptiformes; Oppiidae.
AAACCGGACAAGAGGGGAGUGAUCACCGAAGGGGUCAAACACUCGCUGAAUCCGUUCGACGAGAUCGCCGUCGAGGAGGCGGUGCGGCUGAAGGAGAAGAAGUUGGCCGCAGAGAUAGUGGCCGUAAGUGUGGGCCCGCAGUCGUGUCAGGAGACCCUCCGCACGGCGCUGGCGAUGGGCGCCGACCGGGCCAUCCAUGUGGACGUCGACGACAAGACCUACGAAACCCUACAACCGAUACACGUGUCGAAGAUUUUGGCCAAAAUAGCGACCGAAGAGAAGAUUGAUUUAGUGAUUGUCGGCAAACAGGCCAUCGAUGACGACGCCAACUGCACGGCGCAGAUGACGGCCGCCCUCUUGGGGUGGCCGCAGGCAACCAACGCCUCCAAAGUAGAGCCCGACGGGAAGGGCAGCGUUCAGGUGACCCGUGAGGUCGACGGCGGACUCGAGACGAUUAAAUGCAAGACACCGGCGGUGGUGAGCGCCGACUUGAGGCUCAAUGAGCCCCGGUAUGCGACGCUCCCCAACAUUAUGAAAGCAAAGAAGAAACAGAUCGAUAAGAAAAAGGCGUCCGAUUUGGGCGUCGAUGUCGGCGCUCGCAUUGAGAUCGUGUCGGUGGAGGAGCCGCCCAAACGAGAGGCCGGCGCUAAAGUGGAGUCAGUGGACGACCUCUUGGCUAAACUCAAGCAAUUGGGAAGAAUAUAAGCACUGAUUCUGCGGUUUAAACGCCAAUCCUAACUGUUUUUACACACAUUUUGUAUACAAUUUAUUGGAAUUUAUUUUCUGAUCGUUAUAUCAAUUAAUUGACUGUUUUUUGGGAC